ACUAGAAUGAGAAAGCUUCCAAACCAUGACAUAGUGUAUUAAUUGUUGUUUUCUGGCGUGUGGGGCUCUCAGUAACGUCUUUUAUUUCAGCCCUUUCGCUCAUGUUUGUUAACCUCUCGCUUUCUUCACUGCUGUUUCCAUUGAUGCCUUUUCAGUUCCCUCCCUCUUCUGUUUGGCACUUUCAGUUUUGUUUGUGUCACUUGUGCAGCGUUAUAAUUGCUAUGACAAAACCCAAUGUAAUUGAAACACAAGCCUGCAGUUGCAGGCUUUGCUGACAUUUGUCAACCUUUUGGGGACCCGUCUUGACCUUUUACGACGAGUAUUGUUUUGGGUCACACUUUCCUCAUGAAUUCGGUUUCAGCUACUUUCAGUUACUGACUAUGUUUCCUGAAUUUCGCCAAGUGAUGUCCAGCUGAUUUGGGAUUUGUUUAUGUUGUUAAUUAACUCAAAAGAUUCUGUCUUUUGCGUCAGACAUUCUUCCCUUAUUUUAGCUCAAGUUGUUAGCCAUUGGAGAAGCUAUUGAUUCACUCCAUUUUGGUGGAGUUUGGACUCUUACAUGGCAAGUGAUAAGUGAAAAUUAGACCCUUUUUGGGAUUUUAUGUUUUGCGGUUGCGGAGCUCUGUUUUGAGGAACAAAAGUGAGGUUGCUCUCUUGGUUUUGUGGAGUCUGAUGAUCAGAAUAUGUUUUCCUGAAGUGGUCGUUCCAUUGGGAUAUUUGAGAUGAAUCUGAAGCAAAAGAGUGUGAAAGGUAGAGUCUUGGGUGUUUCGGAGAGAGUUGUGCUUGUUGCCGUCAAAUUUUCGUUGGAUAUCCGAAGAAAUGCUUUACUCUGGGCUUUAACUCAUGUGGCUCAACCCGGGGAUUGUGUUAAGCUGUUGGUGGUCAUUUCUCCUCACGGCUCAAGCAAGAAGUUGUGGGGUUUUCCAAGAUUCCACAGUGAUUGCGCUGUUGGUCAUGGCCAUGGGGCUCUAGGUACAAGAUUGGAUCAGAAAGAUUAUAUUACAGAUUCAUGUGCCCAAAUGAUGCUUGAACUUCAUCAAUAUUACGAUCCAGAUAGAAUAAAGUUGAAGGUAAAAGUAGUUUCUGGGUCCGAACUUGGAGUAGUGGCUGCUGAAGCCAAGAAAGCACAAACACAAUGGGUCAUAUUGGAUAAAGGAGUAAAGAAGGAGGCCAAAUGUUGCAUGGACCAACUCGACUGCAACGUCGUGGUGAUGAAGAAGUCUCGUCCAAAAGUGCUUCGUCUGAAUUUGAUUGGAACAUCAAGUAUUGAAGCUGUUGGGCUCUCUGGGUCUGAAGCAUAUGAAAUGCAUGUUGAAAAGGACUCUGAUCGGUGGAAUGCCACUCAGGUGCCAAAUGUGACUCCAGUGAGCAGUCCAGAGCAUACAUCAUUCACUGCUACUGAUAUUGAGGCAUCAUCAAAAUCAAGCUUAGACCUGGGCAGCUCUCCAAAGUUUAUCUCUGAAAUUGACUGGAGGCUAAAGAAGGAUUGGUUUUCCUAUCACAAAGACAAUCACGAUGUAGAUGAAUCAGAUUCUGACACAGAUAGCGAGAAGUUGACGUCUCCUUCCACAAGUGUGAAUUCCCACCAAUGGGUGGCAGACAUUCUUAGUUCAGCCCAAGAAUAUUCGAAGUAUUGUAAAAAAAAUUUUCAGAAUUUCAAUAGAAUGCUGAAUCCCACAUUCGAGUCCUUAGAUAGGAAAAUCUCUGUACCUGAUCGAGAGACCGAAGUUGGAGUUCCAAAACAUGGGCUAGAUGUGGACUUGAGUGCAAAUGUGAGAGACGCAAUUUCACUAACUACCAAAUCACCUCCCGAUCCUCCUCCACUUUGUUCAGUAUGUCAGCACAGAGCACCUGUGUUUGGAAAACCUCCAAGGUGGUUCACUUAUGCUGAGCUUGAACAAGCUACGGGUGGAUUCUCACAAGCUAAUUUCUUGGCUGAGGGUGGAUAUGGUUCUGUACACCGUGGAGUCUUACCGGAUGGGCAGGUAAUAGCUGUGAAGCAACAUAAAACAGCCAGCACUCAGGGUGACCGUGAGUUUUGCUCGGAAGUAGAGGUCUUGAGCUGUGCACAGCAUCGUAAUGUUGUAAUGCUGAAUGGAUUUUGUGUGGAAGGUGGAAGAAGGUUGCUGGUUUAUGAAUAUAUCUGCAAUGGCUCUUUGGAUGCUCAUCUUUAUGGCCGUAAACCUAAUCCAUUAGACUGGUCUGCACGUCAUAAAAUUGCAGUUGGGGCUGCUAGAGGACUGAGAUAUCUUCAUGAAGAGUGCAGAGUGGGCUGUAUUAUCCAUCGUGACAUGCGGCCGAAUAAUAUUCUUCUUACUCACGAUUUUGAACCACUUGUUGGAGACUUUGGACUAGCAAGGUGGCAGCCUGAUGGGGAGAUGGGCUUUGAAACAAGAAUAAUUGGAACAUUUGGAUACUUGUCUCCAGAAUAUGCUCAGAGCGGUCAAAUCACUGAAAAAGCUGAUGUAUAUGCCUUCGGUGUAGUUCUGAUAGAGCUGGUCACAGGAAGGAAGGCUGUGGAUAUAAAUCGGCCCAAGGGUCAACAGUACCUCACUGAGUGGGCACGCCCUCUUCUGGAAGAGUAUGCUAUUGCAGAACUAAUUGACCCCCUUCUGAGGAGCUGCUACUCGGAGCAGGAGGUUAAAAGCAUGCUGCGUUGUGCUUUCUUGUGCAUACAACGAGACCCCCAUUCACGGCCCCGCAUGUCUCAGGUUCUUCGGAUGCUGGAAGGUGAUGGUUUCAUGAACUAAGCAACAAACAUACUCCCCGGUGAAACAACCAGAAUACCCCAUGGCGCUGCCUCCUAAUCAGAAAUAAACAAGGACAAAGGCAAGAGUAAAAAUCUUCAUCAAGAAAGCAGCCUGAUGACAUUUGCAUAACUCUCGUGUUAAGCUCUCCUUCAGAUGAUGAUCAAAGGACAGCUUAUGAAGGUGUCUUCAGGUGUCUUCUGUGAGAAGCGGAAAUGAUGCCAAAAAUGCAGCAUCAUUGCUCUUUCCCGUGACAAAAAAUGCAUGGAAUAUUUGUAGCUGUGAAAAUUAUUCGUCCAGCCUAAUGAUUUUUGUAUUUAGAUUAUUAUUAUUAUUGUUGUUGGUAGCGGUGGUGGUGGACAUUUUUUAUUGGUACUUUUUUAUUUUUUGUAUUGAUAAAGAGAACGGAGUUUCAAGGUUUAGAAAAUGGCGAUGACAUUUAUGUUUGGAUAGCAAAUUAUUUAAACAAAUUUAUCUGCUUGCAUUAUAAA
This is a messenger RNA of Coffea eugenioides, 3235 nucleotides long. RefSeq names its product inactive protein kinase SELMODRAFT_444075-like. The transcript has 9 exons. NCBI's taxonomy places the organism in Eukaryota, Viridiplantae, Streptophyta, Magnoliopsida, Gentianales, Rubiaceae. Bases 720 to 2747 code for a protein of 675 amino acids. The record is from RefSeq and is a predicted model, not a curated record. Gene Ontology annotation, biological process: protein phosphorylation. Gene Ontology annotation, molecular function: ATP binding; protein kinase activity.